GCUUGUUCCGGGGGGGGUCGAAGAUGGCGGCGCCGGAGGCCUCGCUGCGGACGGGAGGGUAGCGCGGAGUUGGGCGCUCACGGCGGAUUGAGUAGCGGCCGCCGGAACGACGAGACGCCCCGGGAGGGCCCGUGCUCUGGCGCCCUCUGCCUGCGCCCUUUGGGAAAGCACAAACAAUCUUCCUCUCGGCAAACCCGAACCUAAUAUGGCAAAUCAGUAGAAGCAAUGCACAUGAAGCUUUCAUCUCAACCUGUCAAAAAAGACAUAGUCUCCACUACGUUGUUAAAUGAAUUCCGUGUCACCCACCUCAGUCCAGUACUUAAGCCAGGAAGAGUUGCACCAUACAGAUGGAAGGCAGUUUUUUAAUCCCAGAGCCAGCAGCCAAGGGGGGAGCUAUCCAGGUCUUUUCCCCAGAAGUGCCACCUGCAGCCAGUAUAGUGAACCUGAUGAAGUGGACAAGAUCAAGAGCAAGUUCCUCUCUACCUGGAACAAUAUGAAAUAUGGUUGGAGUCUCAGAAUCAAAACCAAUUUCAGCAAGAUUUCCCCAGUCCAUCUCUUUGGACGUGUCUAUCACUUUGGAGAAGAGGAGGAUGUGGAGCGCUUCCAGAAAGACUUUGCCUCUCAUAUCUGGCUGACUUACCGUCGAGAUUUCCAGCAGCUGGAAGGCACCGUGUGGACCACGGAUUGUGGCUGGGGCUGCAUGUUGCGCAGUGGGCAGAUGCUGCUCGCCCAGGGCCUCCUUGUCCACUUUCUCAGCAAAGACUGGACCUGGUCAGAUGCCCUUAUCACUACCAAUUUGACAGAUAUGCAGCCCAUGAAAGCUGCCUCUCUGCCCUCUCCCAGCAUCUCCAAUCUGCACCAAGCUUCACCCAUCCCCACUAAGAGGACCAUAGGCCCCUGGGAAUUGUGGGCUCAUCAGCAUACCUGCAGAUCUGAUGAACUGGAGAAGGAAUGUUACCACCGUAAGAUUAUUUCUUGGUUUGCAGAUCAGCCACAAGCACCCUUUGGGAUUCACCAAUUAGUUCAUCUUGGGCAUAAUUCAGGGAAGAAAGCUGGAGAUUGGUAUGGCCCUUCUGUUACUGCCCACAUCCUCAGAAAAGCCGUGGACUGCUCCAUAGAAGCAGGCAACCUGGUAAUCUAUGUUUCUCAGGAUUGCACAGUGUACAAAGGGGAUGUGGCAAACCUAGCCAAGAAGAAUAGCAGCAGGACCCUGUGGGAUCCUGAGGCCGAAUGGAAAGCAGUCAUCAUCCUGGUGCCCAUGCGGCUGGGUGGAGAGACUUUUAAUCCUGCCUACGUGGACUGCAUCAAGGACCUGCUGAAAUUAGAUUUCUGCAUUGGAAUCAUUGGAGGAAAACCAAAACAUUCACUGUACUUUGUCGGAUAUCAAGAUGACUUCUUGUUAUACUUGGAUCCCCAUUACUGUCAGCCUUUUGUGGAUACCACUAAGGAGAAUUUUCCUGUAGAGACUUUCCAUUGUAACUACCCUCGAAAAACAUCAUUCACAAAGUUGGAUCCCAGCUGUACUAUCGGGUUCUACGUACGGGACAGAAUGGAAUUUGAACAUCUCUGCUUGGAUUUAACUCGGAUCCUAAACUAUGCAGCUGCCAAAGAAAAAUAUCCCAUGUUCUCGGUUGUGGAGGGCUGCGCUCAGGAAUAUGGUUUGGAGAUGUCUGCCCACUUUGCCCAGCGACCCGUACAAGUCCAACGGCACAGAAUACACAAGCCCUCAGCGGAGGAAUUUGUCGUCUUGUGAUUGCUGGUUAGCCAGACCCACCACCUCAGGCUUCCUUUUUUUAUUUAUGUAGAGGGUGUAGGCUUGAAAUAGAGCUGCGUUUCUUAAGUCCAGAAAAGAAAUAGGAGAUAAAGCCGUUGCCUUUGCUUCUCUGCCCUUCUAUGGUACCUCAGCUGUUCCUUACGGGAGGAGACCCUGCAAGAAAAAUUACCUUGGGUCCCCUCAGCCCAUAUGGGGACCGAUUCUCACCUUUCCUUAGGCAGCUAACAGGAAGUCAUGACACUGGAAUGAAGCUACUGAAUGAGAAAAAAGGGCAUUUAGCACUGACAGCCUUGACCUUUUCUGAGUAGAAACAGUCAGAUGAGGAUUAUGAAGGCGACUGUUUGUUAACUUCUGUCUUUCCUGCUGACACUGAGCACCAGCCUGAAAACAAGAGCUUCCUCUUCGUCAGCUCUGGACUUGUAGGCCCUUAAAAGGAAGGAAGAAAAGGAAGAGAACAGUGUGGUCUCUUUUUAAGUUGCACUCUGGUGCAAAUGGAGGGAAGACCCUGUGUUGAUUUCAGUUUAAAGGCUGAGGAUUUCUUCAAAGAGCCAUUCGUUGAGCAACUGAAUUGGGGAAAACAAGAGAAGUAUAAAACGGAGUGGCUGCUAAUAUCUUUGUUGGCUUGAAUAAACAAAACUGUCAUAACAUAAAUAAAGAACUGAAGGGCUUAUAUUCCUGUGUGUGACGUGGGAGGGGCUACGUGUGGGUAUCAACACAGCCUGAUUGGUCCAGAGACUGAAGGAAUUUCUUAGCCACACCUCUUUCUUCCCUAUGGCUCCCAGUUUUCCUUCAGUCUUUGGUCCAAGCAGACUGUGUUGUUGUUUUUUGGCUCCUGCUUGUACUAUUAAAGUUAACUAAUUGGAUAUUUUAAAUUACCUUAGCUGCUGAUUGUAAAGGAGCCGUUUUUUCAUUGCCACUGGAGGGGUGAAGAGCUAGAUUGUCGUUUGGAGGGCAUCUCUCAGGAUUAUCUUCCCCGGCCCCCCGAUUGCCUGGUCCCUGGGAUUUCGGGGGUGGCAGGCUCCUCUUUGCAGCUCAUCGGGAGAGGCUGCUCCAGCGAGGGACAGAAGAACUCCCUGUACUACUACUUCUCUCCACACUUCUUGCUGUAACAUUUUAUACUAUAAAUAUGAAAUCAUUUCUAUGGCAUGUUACCAUGGAAUUGGUAGAAUUCUUCAUAACACUAAUUCUUCCUUUCCACUGCUUUCUGGAAUUCCUCAGAAACACUUGCUUAAUCCAGUUUCCGUGCAGACCUAUCUCCUUUCCCUGUUUCAUCCGUGAACUCAGGGAUGUAAAUCAAGAAUGAUUCAGAC
This is a messenger RNA of Thamnophis elegans (Western terrestrial garter snake), 3084 nucleotides long. It is a transcript of the gene ATG4D, whose product is annotated as autophagy related 4D cysteine peptidase. The transcript has 12 exons. The record is from RefSeq and is a predicted model, not a curated record. NCBI's taxonomy places the organism in Eukaryota, Metazoa, Chordata, Lepidosauria, Squamata, Natricidae. Gene Ontology annotation, molecular function: protein-phosphatidylethanolamide deconjugating activity. The coding region runs from base 287 to 1753 and encodes 488 amino acids.